AUGGGUGGAAGAAACGAGGCUGUGAUCGCUGCUGCUCUACAGGUUGUGCAAAAUCAGCCUAAUGUUGGUGUGGUUGAUGAGUCUCGAGAGGCUGAUGACUGGUGGAUUAGCACUCAUCAGUGGCUGAAUGGUGCAAACAAAGAGAUUACGUGGGCUGGAGAUUUGUUAGUGGCCGAAUAUGCUGCUAAAUUCGUGGAAUUGGAAAAAUUAUAUCCUUAUUACAAUGAGGCGACGACUGGAUUUUCCAAGUGUGUUAAGUUUGAGAAUGGGUUUCACCCAAAAAUAAAGAAGGCAAUUGGGUAUCAGCAGAUUCAUAAAUUUCCAUAUUUGGUGAAUAGUUGCAGAAUUUAUGAAGAGGACAAUAAGUCUCACCGCGAGAUCAUAAGUGAGAAAAGAGGCAAGCAACAUCAGAUCCGUGGGAAGCCUUACAAUGCUCCAACUGGAAAAGGUAAAGAGAAAGCUACAGAUGGUAAGAGAACCAGUGAGGAAGGUGCUCCUGCGGACAUCGUAUGUUACAAAUGUGGAAAACCUAGUCAUCAAAGUAAUGCAUGCACUGGGGAGGUGAAGAGGCGUUUUCGUUGUGGUAAAGCUGGACAUGGAAUAGCUGAUUGUAAACACAAAGCGGCUAUAUGUUUCAACUAUAACGAGGAUGGACAGAUCAGUACUCAGUGUCAGAAAAUGAAAUAA
This is a messenger RNA of Vicia villosa (hairy vetch), 687 nucleotides long. RefSeq lists its product as uncharacterized. Bases 1 to 687 code for a protein of 228 amino acids. The transcript is spliced from 3 exons. Gene Ontology annotation, molecular function: nucleic acid binding; zinc ion binding. Lineage: Eukaryota; Viridiplantae; Streptophyta; Magnoliopsida; Fabales; Fabaceae. The record is from RefSeq and is a predicted model, not a curated record.